CGGGGACCCGGUGGGGCGCGCCCCCUCCGCACUGCCGCCUUGCGCCCCUUCUCGAGCAGGGUGCUGCCGGGCAAAGGGAGAGGGCCCCGCGGAGGCCCGCGGGACGACCAGCCCCGAGCCCGGCGUUACCCGGACCGACCCCCAGGGAACAUGGGCGUUCUCAGGGCCGGGCUGUGCCCGGGCCUCACCCAGGACACAGUCCAGCUUCUGAGGAGCCGCGGGAUCAAGACAGUGGUGGACCUGGUUUCUGCAGACCUGGAGGAUGUAGCCCAGAAGUGUGGCUUGUCUUACAAGGCCCUGGUUGCCCUGAGAAGGGUGCUGCUGGCUCAGUUCUCAGCUUUCCCCUUCAAUGGCGCUGAUCUGUACGAGGAACUAAAGACCUCCACAGCUAUCCUGUCCACUGGCAUCAGAAGCCUAGACAAACUGCUUGAUGCUGGUCUCUACACUGGAGAAGUGACUGAAAUUGUAGGAGGCCCAGGUAGCGGCAAAACCCAGGUAUGUCUUUGUGUGGCUGCAAAUGUGGCCUAUGGCUUGCAGCAGAAUGUUGUAUACGUUGAUUCCAAUGGAGGACUGACAGCCUCCCGCCUCCUCCAGCUGCUUCAGGCUAGAACCCCAGAUGAGGAGGAGCAGGCAGGAGCUCUCCAGAGGAUCCAGGUGGUUCGUGCGUUUGACAUCUUCCACAUGUUGGACGUGUUGCAGGACCUCCGAGGCGCUAUGUCCCAGCAGGUGAGCAGUGCCUCAGCGACUGUGAAGGUGGUGGUUGUGGACUCAGUCACUGCCGUGGUCUCCCCACUUCUGGGAGGUCAGCAGAGGGAAGGUUUGGCCUUGAUGAUGCAGCUGGCUCGAGAGCUGAAGACCCUGGCCCGGGACGUUGGCGUGGCGGUAAUGGUGACCAAUCACAUGACCCGAGACAGGGACAGUGGGAAGCUCAAACCUGCCCUUGGACGCUCCUGGAGCUUUGUACCGAGCACCCGGAUUCUCCUGGACAUUGAGGAAGGGGCAGGGAUGUCAGGCAGUUGGCGCAGGGCCUAUCUGACCAAAUCUCCCCGUCUGCCAACAGGUUUCCAGGAGAUGGUAGACAUUGGAACCUGGGGGACUCCAGAGCAGAGCCCCACGUCACAGAGAGAUCAGAUGUGACUGUUCUACUGAUUGGGAAAGGGAGGGCCAUCAUGGGCCCCCCAACUCUGUGCACAGUAACACCUGCUGUUCACUGCCAUCCAGCGCUUGGGAUUCCAGUCAAAGCUCUUGGGCUGGACAGAAGAGGCAUCUCUGUUUCCGCAGCUUCUCUUUCUGUGGAAACAGAGCUACAGGCGAGAGAGGUGCUGUGGUGGAAGGACCCAGAAAUCCAUGCCGGUGCCAAGUUUUCUUCCUUGUUUCUAUCAUGUAUGUUUCCAGUGGGAGCUGAGUUCACCCUGGCUUAGGGCAUUUCUGAAGAGGCAUGCUAGUAACUGAGCAGAACCCUGUGUGUCAUCGUUGUGCCUGCACUCCAUCCUUACACAGUGACUGAGCCAUGAAGCCUCCGGCUUGCCCCCGCUUCUCUCUGUUUUGUUUGUUUUUGUUUGGGGGUUUUUGGCCUCUGUUUUUCCAUCCGUAAGAUGGAGCUCCCCUAGCCUUGUCUCUGAGGUACUAGGUGGAAGUGCCCUUGUAAAUGCAAAACCUUUAUCUAUGACAUGUUCUGAAAAAUACAAAGACGAAAUUCCCUGAGCCCCAAAGCCACCUAAUUUCCCCCCAGAAGGUUGUUUUUCAGUUUCCCCUAGUGAGGCUCCAAAGAACGGUUAUUCCUUUUUUCCCCUCUUGCCGAUUUGGUUUCACACACCUGCGUGCAUCACCAUGACUAGGUGAGACUGUGAACUCCCUGCAGUCCCAGGGAUAUAAUCUAACAGGAAGGGAGGAUGUGACCACAGUGAAUCCAGCUACUUGUUUAUUAUGCACGGUGCCUUGCAGGGCCCCUCUACAGUAUAGAGUAGCCAAAGGUGCUGAACCAUGGCCUUGCCCAUAAACAGACAGAGGAGAAUUUGCACAGUAAAUACAGCCAGCUGGGAAAAUUGAUGCUGGCGUAAAUAAUACAUGGCAAAUCUAGUCCUUUAUGCAGAAAUUCAUUGCCAGUGGCUCCGAGAUGCAAUAUAAUUACCCUUCUCUUCCUGCCAGCUGUACCACAGCCUGGUGCCCUAGUGUAUGAAAUAACCCCCCUGUCUGUUAUUGGCACUGUGGCCAUCCAUCUGAGGGCUGUAGCCGUGGCUGGGGGGGGGGGGGGGGGGGGUGGUGAGGAGGACACCAGGGAAAGAAUAAUAAAAGGCAAAGUAGAGAAAUGA
This is a messenger RNA of Lynx canadensis (Canada lynx), 2312 nucleotides long. RefSeq names its product RAD51 paralog D (gene RAD51D). Lineage: Eukaryota; Metazoa; Chordata; Mammalia; Carnivora; Felidae. Gene Ontology annotation, cellular component: replication fork; centrosome; Rad51B-Rad51C-Rad51D-XRCC2 complex. The transcript is spliced from 10 exons. Bases 151 to 1137 code for a protein of 328 amino acids. Gene Ontology annotation, molecular function: single-stranded DNA binding; ATP-dependent DNA damage sensor activity; ATP binding. Gene Ontology annotation, biological process: DNA strand invasion; telomere maintenance; reciprocal meiotic recombination. The record is from RefSeq and is a predicted model, not a curated record.